This is a messenger RNA of Penicillium mononematosum, 984 nucleotides long. RefSeq lists its product as uncharacterized. The record is from RefSeq and is a predicted model, not a curated record. Gene Ontology annotation, molecular function: heme binding; monooxygenase activity; oxidoreductase activity, acting on paired donors, with incorporation or reduction of molecular oxygen. NCBI's taxonomy places the organism in Eukaryota, Fungi, Ascomycota, Eurotiomycetes, Eurotiales, Aspergillaceae. The transcript has 4 exons. Bases 1 to 984 code for a protein of 327 amino acids.
AUGGACCUGAUGGCUCAUGGUGUUACUGAUGUGUUCAAAUGGUGGCUGUUUAUGGCUACGGACAUCAUUGGCGAACUUACGUUUGGCGACUCAUUUCGAAUGCUUGAGAUUGGCAAGAAAAAUCAAUACAGCCUUGACAUGGAAAGACUGAUAUCACUGCAACCCUAUCGAAUGAAGUACCCGUUUCUAGUGAAGAUUGCAAGGUAUGUUCCACUGCGGGCUAUUAAGGACACGGCGAAAGCAGAGGGCAGACUCCAGACGUAUGCCAUGCAGUCCGUUGAUCGCUACAAGAAACUCAUCUCUCAAAACCCAUCCAACCCAAAGCAAACCCUGUUCACGAAACUGUUUGAUGAAAAGAGCGGCAUGUCGUAUUCGGAUAUUAUACAGGAGGCUCGGGGAUAUAUUGUUGCAGGAAGCGAUACUACAGCUGUCACGCUGACCUAUCUUACGUAUUCCGUGUGUCGGGAUAACCGAGUGCGAGGGAAGCUUGUUGCCGAAUUGGCUACUGUUCCGGAGCCUGUCACGGACAAAAGCCUCAGAGACCUACCAUACCUCAAUCAGGUUAUCAACGAGACUUUGAGAUUAUACACAGCUGUUCCGUUCGGUUUACCUCGACUAGUCCCACCCGAAGGUGCUCAUUUCAAUGGGUAUCAUGUGCCAGGGGGGACGACAGUCUCAACCCAGGCCUAUAGUCUUCAUCGAGACCAGGCUAUCUUUCCAGACCCGGAUAAUUUCAACCCCGAGAGGUGGGAAAAUACUACAAAAGAAAUGAAGGAUGCUUCUUUACCAUUUGGUGGUGGAUCAAGGAUCUGCUUGGGUAUACACCUAGCUCGAAUGGAGCUCCGUCUAGCCACGGCACUUUUCUUCCGAGCCCUACCCAAUGCUCGACCUUCUACGAAAGAAGGCAUGACAGCUAACGACAUGGAGAUGCAAUCCUUCUUCUUAAUGGCACCGCAAGGCCAUCGCUGCAUUAUCGAGACAUGA